CAGCGGAAAGAGUCCUUCAGGGGGACCAGACACAGUGACACCCAAACCAGCGAGACGACAUCACUGCUCCCAAUGUGGAAUGAGAUUCUCCCUCUCAGGGGACCUAAAACGGCAUGAGAAAAAACACACAGGAGAAAAGCCUUUCCAAUGUUCCCAGUGUGGAAAGAGUUUUACCUGUUUAGGGAAUCUAAAUCGGCACGAGAAGAUACACUCAGGAGAAAAGCCUUUCCAAUGUUCCCAGUGUGAAAAGAGUUUCGCCUGGUUAAGGAGCCUGAAGAAGCAUCAGAGGAUACACGCAGGGGAAAAGCCUUUCCAAUACCAAGGGACCAGCCAACCGUUUGAUACAAGAUGCAGUGGAGAGGGACCAGACUCCCACUCUGACAGCGGGAAGAGUCCUUCAGGGGAACCAGACCCAGUGACACCCAAACCAGCGAGACGACACCACUGCUCCUACUGUGGAAAAAGUUUUACCCGAUUACUACACCUGAAAUCACAUGAGAGAAUACAUACAGGAGAAAAGCCCAACCACUGUUCCCAGUGUGAAAAGAGUUUUAGGUGGUUAACGACUUUGAAACUCCAUGAGAGGACACACACACACGAAAAGCUCUACCGCUGCUCCCUGUGUGAAAUGAGUUUUACCAAGUUAGAGGCCCUGAAUGUGCAUGACAGGACACACAUAGGAGGGGAUAAGCCCUACCGCUGCUCCCUGUGUGGACAGAGAUUUAACCGGUUAAGGCAUCUGAAUAAGCAUGAAAGAAUACAUACACAGGAGGAGAAGACAUACCACUGCUCUCAUUGUGGAAAGACAUUUUCCCAGUCAGAGGACCUGAAAACACAUGAGAGAAUAGAGAGGCUGUGUUCUGACUUGUGUUUUUGACCUGAGAAUUUUUUUUUCUGCCAAAUGAAAUCAUUAUUGAAAUAGACCUACUUUUUUUGUCUUAGUUUUCAUCUGGAGACUGACAUGACUCUCCUGUGAGGAUCCAACGAUGUCUAACAUACUCUGUUACACAGAAUCAUGGCUCUCUCUCUCUCCAGAUAUUCUGUUGCCAUGACUCCUGCGAGGAUCCGAGGAUCAGGUUACAGUGGAUCAGCGUCCAAUAGAGGGAUGGAGGGAUAUGGGGGUUUUAUGACACCUCACCAUCGAUUGUAAAUUGUAGGCAGCAGACUAUUCCUUCUGGGGUCUAAUUUGGGCGACUGGAAUGUCUCUUUGUUACCGAGAGAUUCUUAGACGACCCCAAAAAAAACUUCAACAUCAAACAAUGGACACUGGGACAAUGUAUUCCAACAUCCGAAUGUUGGGAACGAUGAGAGGUGGAAUAUGGAAAAUGUAAUGUCUAUUUUGUGAUGUCAUUAAAAUGGUUAUAAAUAGGUUUUAAUGAAAGCAUUAACUCCAAGAGCGUUCCCACUGUGUUUCCCACCACGUCGCCCGGGUUAGGGAGGGCUUGGUCGGUAGGGGUGUCCUUGAGAGCUUUCCCACUGUGUUUCCCACCACGUCGCCCGGGUUAGGGAGGGCUUGGUCGGUAGGGGAGAGAGCUUUCCCACUGUGUUUCCCACCACGUCGCCCGGGUUAGGGAGGGCUUGGUCGGUAGGGGUGUCCUUGAGAGCUUUCCCACUGUGUUUCCCACCACGUCGCCCGGGUUAGGGAGGGCUUGGUCGGUAGGGGAGAGAGCUUUCCCACUGUGUUUCCCACCACGUCGCCCGUGUUAGGGAGGGCUUGGUCGGUAGGGGUGUCCUUGAGAGCUUUCCCACUGUGUUUCCCACCACGUCGCCCGGGUUAGGGAGGGCUUGGUCGGUGUCCUUGAGAGCUUUCCCACUGUGUAUAUCAGGUUUACAUUCUUUACGUUGUGUAGAAAAAUAUCAAGGAUAAAGAGAAUGUUUUUUUUGUGAUGAUAGGAUUGUGAUUUUAGUACUCUAACGAGAUAGUAAUUCUGAUACCUUGCCUCGUAACUAGCCACGCCCCAGGGAGCCCGGAGAACGGGUCAGAAUGACGAAAAAAUGCCUCCGUUUUACACGAAGGUAUAAAAAUAUUGAGUUAAGAAUGAUCAUAUCAGACUAGGACCACGAGCUGUAGCUGAGGUCUACGAUUAGUCACGACCCCCCCCCCCCCCCCCCCCCCACCC
This is a messenger RNA of Oncorhynchus mykiss (rainbow trout), 2120 nucleotides long. NCBI's taxonomy places the organism in Eukaryota, Metazoa, Chordata, Actinopteri, Salmoniformes, Salmonidae. The record is from RefSeq and is a predicted model, not a curated record.